AACAUAAAUGUUUGUUCCCACCCGAACCACAAAAACAGUUGCACCUUCAGUGCAGUUUGCUAACGUUUGUCAUUUCUGUUUUGCCAAUGGACUGACAGCAAUCAGCACAGAUGCUGCUGAAAGAUCUCCCCAGAGAAGCCCUGCUGCGGCCCUUGUCCAGGAAUGAAGUGAUAGGCAUGGUGGUGAGGCUGAGCAUCUUUGGUGCGGCCACAUACUACAGCAUCAAGUGGGUGGUGGAAGCGAUGGACCCCACCUCGAAACAGAAGAAUCAAGCCAAAAAAAGGGCAGAAGAGCUGAUGAGGAGAAUAGGUGUCGAGGGGGUCAAACUGACUGAGUAUGAGAUGAACAUUGCGUCCCUCUUAGUUGAUCCCCAAACUAUUAAGGUGUCUUGGAAAGAUAUAGCAGGUCUGGAUGAGAUCAUUAAUGAGCUGCAGGACACCGUCAUACUACCUUUUCAGAAAAGACACCUUUUACCAGACUCUAAACUCUUCCAGCCUCCUAAAGGUGUUUUAUUGUUUGGUCCUCCGGGAUGUGGUAAGACCAUGAUUGCCAAGGCAACAGCCAAAGCCUCGGGAUGCAAGUUUAUCAACCUUCAGGCCUCCACGCUGACAGAUAUGUGGUACGGAGAGUCCCAGAAACUGACCGCCGCGGUCUUCUCUUUAGCUGUCAAAAUUCAGCCCUGCAUUAUCUUCAUUGAUGAGAUCGAGUCAUUUCUAAGAAACCGCUCCAGUCUGGAUCAUGAGGCGACGGCCAUGAUGAAGGCCCAGUUCAUGAGCCUGUGGGAUGGGCUUGACACCUCUCCCACCACCCAGGUGAUGGUGAUGGGAGCCACGAACAGGCCACAGGACGUAGAUCCGGCAAUUCUGCGAAGGAUGCCAUCCACCUUUCAUGUUGGCCUGCCAAACACAAGGCAAAGAGAAGACAUCCUGCGGCUGAUUUUAGCAGGAGAAAAUCUGAGCAACGCUAUAAAUCUGAAGGAGAUUGCGGAGAAGACCGAAGGAUACUCUGGCAGUGACCUCCGAGAGCUUUGCCGCGACGCUGCCAUGUACCGGGUUAGGGAUUACGUCCGCAAGGAGCAUAUGAGGCAGAUCGCGCAGCAGCUGCAGGACUGCCAGGAGGAGGAAAGGGCUGUUGACGAAGAUCGGUUACGACCGGUGACGCAGCUGGACCUUCUCUUCGGCCUCGACAAGAUGCAGGAAUCCAAGCAGGCCACAUCUAUCAUCUUACCCUGCGUAGCAGAGGUUCCUCUGGACUGAGCACCCCCCCCCCCACACACACACACACACACACACACACAGAAUAUAUGAGAACUGUACAACACUGACUCUUAACUUCAUGCAUGAGACAACUGUCAAUCACUGUUUGUUCAGGAGCACAAAGCAACGAUUAUCAAUACUUCACAUAAGGUCAAAUGACAUUAACUGCUGUGAGAGUUAAUUUAAAUAGAGCAGCUGAUAAACACAUGAGCUGUGGGCACAGUGGCCUUCUGAGCAGAGUACUAACCUAAUCUGCUUAAUCAAUUUUACAAAUCAGCCUUAUUUUCCCUGCUUGUCAGAUGGAGCACAGAAGCAUCAAGAAAUAAAUUAAUCAGUUGAGCUCGACUUACAAGAUUUACACGCUGUAGUAUUUUAAGCGGUGUCUUGAUGACAAUUAUUCUUCAGCACUAGUGUUUCCAUAUCAGAUGUAAAUUUGGCUCCAUUCACAAUUCAAAGUCUUUUCACCAAAUUCUUUGAAAACUGUACUGACAGUUGUACUCUUCUUAAAGAUAAUUGCAUUUAGCAUGUAGUUCAGUAUUUUCUGUUUCAGGAUCCUUUUAACGCUGUUUUCUUGCUUUUGUUUUCAAUAGCUGUGUCUUGUAAGGAAUUUACUAUUUGAAAAUAGAUUAAAGUUUUAAACCAGCAUGUGACAUUAUAGAACUUUUGCUCCCGGGGAGCUUUAUUCUAAAUGUUUCUUAUGAAAUAAUUAAAUGUUAGGUAACAUUUUUGGCCUGAUGUUGGCGACAUCAAAAGUGUCUAGUGGUUUAGUUUCAACGCUGGAUUUGUGCAGUUAUCUAACUUCAGGUGAAAAUGGAGCCAGUUGUAGUUCACAAGUCAUUGUAAUCAAAUGAAAAGUGUGUUUCCGCUUGAUGCUUUUAUCAAAAUCAGCCUUGCUGAUGUGAAAAACUGCAGCGUAUACAUAUCUGAAAUCCUCUAUCAUUUACAUUUUAUUACAGGCCAGUGAAAAAUAAUGCUUAAUUGUAUCAUUUCAAAAUAUAGCAAAUCAAAUAUUGAUUAUGAGGUUUUCAGCUAGGCAUGAACCAUGUUACUUUUUUAAGUUAUGGUCUCCAAAGAGAUCUAAUUUUCCAACCUGCUAUUCCUGCAGUUUAAUCUGCUUUUAUUAGGAUUGCAGACUAAGUGGCUGAGGGGAUGGAGCAUAGAGUAAUGCAGCACUGCUUCAGCUGGCUGAAAGAAGGCUGUUAAUUCGGAUCAGGAAAAAGCGAGUAGUCCCCAUGUGAAAACUAAGAGAGCCUCCCACUGCUCUUAUUAAGGUAACGCUGCGUUAAACUACAGGCAGUAAGCUAUGAGCAGCAUGUCUGUUUAACAGAUGACUUCAGACUGGUUACCUGAGCAGAUGGCCUGACUAGUUAACUUCUUAUCAGCUGAUGUUGCUCUGUAAAGGGCACCUUGGAGAAAAUGUAUAUUAUCUUCUGAGCAAUUAAGCGUGUGUAUUUGCAAACUACUGCUGCAUUUAAAGAUUUUGCCCCAGUUUAUGCACACAAAUAAAAAUAAAUACACAUGGUAUGGUUUAGAAAGAGUGUUAGGACUGGAAUAAUCCAAAUUUUAGCAGCAGAAGGAAUCAUUGUUGCUUUUCUGUUUUAAACUUUUACGCUAAAUUAUCAGAUCAUUAGAUGAGGUCUGUGCCCUGUUAAGACUUCGAAAUGAACACAUGUGAUACUUCCUCAUAAAGGAUUGCAUUUCGAGGAGGUUUUUAAGCCAAUUUAUUUUGCUUUUCUUGCCAUAUGUUUUUGCUUUCCUCCAGUUAAAGCCUUUUCUAAGGUCAUCUGGUCAGGGUGUGUGUGAAACGGAUCUUCUGUGGGUGACAUGCAGCUGUUUUUCUGGCACCCACUGAACAAGUAGGGCCAUGUUCAUUAUUCACCCAUGUGGUGGCGCUAUAGAUUCAUCCUCCUGCUGCUGAGGCAGCUGUUACAGACUGCUUUUAUUUAGAGCAAUGUUAUUGCACUAUGGGAAAUAAAUGAGAUGCUGUGUUGUUUCUCCCUUAUUGGUUAAUCCAUUGAUGUUGAGACAUCUGUUGCUCUUCAUUAAAGAACCUCAGGUGACAGCUAAAGGUCAGAGUGAUGCCAUGUGAGCCACUGCUGCUUGUGAGCUGAAGCCAAAUUUCUAAAUGUUUUCUCUCGUGCAAUGAUGUGCUCCAUCAGUUACACAGCGUAGACACUCCCCAUUGAUAACAGUGAUCAUAUGUUGGACAUUCUCAGAACAUGUGCAUGUAUUCAAUGUGAAAUAUGUUUAUUUGAUGUAAACUAUUAAACUAUAUUUAUUAAAUGCGGUUGAAAAAG
Fundulus heteroclitus (mummichog) is the source of this 3553-nucleotide messenger RNA. It is a transcript of the gene atad1a, whose product is annotated as ATPase family AAA domain containing 1a. Gene Ontology annotation, molecular function: ATP hydrolysis activity; ATP binding. Bases 111 to 1256 code for a protein of 381 amino acids. NCBI's taxonomy places the organism in Eukaryota, Metazoa, Chordata, Actinopteri, Cyprinodontiformes, Fundulidae. Gene Ontology annotation, cellular component: mitochondrial outer membrane. The transcript is spliced from 10 exons. The record is from RefSeq and is a predicted model, not a curated record.